This is a messenger RNA of Raphanus sativus (radish), 1958 nucleotides long. Its product is annotated as probable receptor-like protein kinase At5g18500. Gene Ontology annotation, molecular function: protein kinase activity; ATP binding. The record is from RefSeq and is a predicted model, not a curated record. Lineage: Eukaryota; Viridiplantae; Streptophyta; Magnoliopsida; Brassicales; Brassicaceae. The transcript is spliced from 6 exons. Gene Ontology annotation, biological process: protein phosphorylation. Bases 315 to 1700 code for a protein of 461 amino acids.
CACCUAAAUUAAAAAAGGAAAAAAAUUAAGAGAGACUGAAAUUUUAUCACCUACCACUUGAUAACUCCAUCUCUUCUUCUUCCACCAGAUUUCACAGCUCACGUUUUAAAGUUCUUCUUCUUUUUUUUCUUUUGUUUAUUUUAAAACUUUCAUCUUUCUUGUUGUUUUCUUCUUCUUCUUCACAUAAGAAGUUCAACAUUAUUCUCUACAGAAAAAAAAAUCUGUUUCUCCAGUUUUCAUCUAAAAGUUCUUGUCCUUUUUCUUUGAAGAGUUUCUCUGAUCAAGGUUUCAUUCUUAGAGAUUAGGAAGUAACAAUGUCUGGACUAAAGAUCUGGCAAGCAACAGUUAUCUCCAUUGCCUUGUUCAUCAUAGCCAUACUCUCUGUUCUUUCUUUUUGUCUCAUAUGGAAAAAGAAACCAAGAAUAUCCAAAACCUUAAGCCUUCCCAUCAUCCAAACCCCUCCUAUAUCCAAAGAGAUCAAAGAAAUCAGAAUUGAGCAUGUCUCAAACUUUGACCCUCAAAAGAGAAACAUCAAUGAACCUGACAGCUUCUUGCUCAGUUUGGAUAUGGAGAAGAAGAGAAAGAACGGUGUAAGUAGCAGCCCAUCUGGCUCAGGGGAAGAAGGCGGCUCUAUGUGUGUUGCAAACAUGUCUUCAUCAUCAUUGUAUGAGAUGGCUACACCAUCACCUCUCUCCGGUUUGCCUGAGUCACACCUUGGUUGGGGUCAUUGGUUUACUCUGAGAGAUCUUGAGGUAGCAACAAACAAUUUCUCACAAGAAAAUGUGAUUGGUGAAGGAGGCUAUGGUGUUGUAUACAGAGGAGAGUUGACCAAUGGAACACAUGUAGCCGUGAAAAAGAUCUUGAACCAUUUGGGACAAGCUGAGAAAGAGUUUAGAGUAGAGGUUGAUGCUAUCGGUCAUGUGCGUCACAAGAACUUGGUACGUCUUCUUGGAUACUGCAUUGAAGGCACACACAGGAUACUGGUUUAUGAGUACAUGAACAAUGGGAACCUAGAAGAAUGGCUUCAUGGAGCAAUGAGACAGCAUGGAUACUUAACUUGGGAGGCAAGAAUGAAAGUUCUCACCUGCACAUCCAAGGCACUUGCGUAUCUACACGAGGCAAUCGAGCCAAAAGUAGUACACAGAGACAUCAAGUCCAGCAACAUAUUGCUCGAUGAUAGAUUCAACGCAAAGGUUUCUGAUUUUGGCCUUGCCAAGCUGCUUGGAGAUGGGAAAAGCCAUGUGACCACUCGAGUGAUGGGAACAUUUGGGUAUGUUGCUCCGGAAUAUGCGAACACAGGACUUCUGAACGAGAAGAGUGAUGUGUACAGCUUUGGUGUCUUGAUCUUAGAAGCAAUAACCGGAAGAGAUCCUGUGGACUAUGCACGUCCUGCUAGUGAGGUGAAUCUAGUUGAGUGGUUGAAGAUGAUGGUAGGAACUAAGAGACUGGAAGAAGUCAUUGAUCCAAACAUAGCGGUUAAGCCAGCGACAAGAGCACUGAAACGUGUUCUUCUUACAGCACUAAGAUGCAUUGAUCCUGACUCUGAAAAGAGACCUAAAAUGAGCCAAGUUGUUCGUAUGCUUGAGUGUGAGGAAUAUCCCAUACCAAGAGAGGAUCGGAGAGGGCGUAGAGCGCAAGAGGAAAACUCGGAUACCGAUAGAAGCACACCGGCUUCAAGAUCACAGAGCAAGAGACUAUAAUAACCAGAGAUCUUUGCUGGUGUGACUUGUUCUCUGUUCAUUGGAAGUUGUUGCUUUUGCAUUUUCUUGUUCUUGUUUUUUUUUUUGGGAUUCUACUUGUUUUAUUUCUUCCGGGUUUGCAUUUUGAAUGAACAGAUGGUAAGUAGAGAGGGAUAUAUUUAGAUACGUGUGAUAUGUAACACAUAUACUCAACAUGUUUGUAUAUGGGACUGGAUUUGUAUCGAGACUUACAUAUCAGUAUUAAUAGUUUGGUGUGUA